AUGAAUAAUUUAAAAUCCAAAAAUUCUGCUCCCUUAGACAAACCAUAAAAAUAUCCUAAUUCAGACAUUUUAAGUAUUCCCAUGCAUCAAAUGAGAAUUGAUAUAAAUAAUAAUAAUAAAAACAGAUUAGAUUCACAAUAAUCCUCUAAAAAUUUAGAAAUACUAAGAUAGAGUCAUUAAAGCAGUACUAGUAAUUUAAGACUUGAUAAUCCCCUCAACAAAUCAAGUGAAAAUUUAAUUAAAAAAACUCCUACUAGAACUAAAGUUUGUACUUCAAUUGAUAAAAUACCUUAUCCAUUAUAAAAUAAUUUCUCUUUAAGUCCUCAUAGUGCCUUUAUAAAACCCUAAUUAAAAUAAGAAGAUGAUUAAUAAAAUAUUAUAAGUUUUUGUCAUUAGAAAUCAAAUCUAAUAAUAGAUCACAGGAAAGAAUAAAUUAUAUUGCAAUUAUAAUAAGCUUAGUAAUUAUUAGUAUUAAAAGAAUAAGAAAACUAAAAAUUAUAAGAAAUUAAUAAAAGAUUGUAUGAAGAAAAUUAAAAAUUAUAUAAUUAAGGUGAUGAUAUGCUCAAAGAUAUUGAAACUAUGAGAUAAAAUUUUGAUUAGUAAAAUAAUGAAUAUAUGAUGUUAAAAUAAUAAAACUAAUAAUUAAUAGAAGAUGUAAAAUUGAUUUAAAAUGAAAGAAAUUAGACUUAAUCUCAUAGUGAUUAGAUUUUGAAUCUAAAAAAUUAUGAAAUUUAAUAACUUUAAAAUGAGUUAAGAGAAUAUCAACAAUUAUUAUAAAAUAAAGAUUAAACAAUAUCAAAUUUAAAAUAAAAACUUGAUAUUGUUGAAUAAUAGGAAAUUUGUAGAUAGAAUCUUAAAUAAAGUUAAAAAAGUUCUGAAAAAUCUUAUCUUAAUAACAAUAAUUAAUAAAUUGAAACUACAUAAAAGAUACAAAAUUAAGAUUUAAAUUCAAAAGGAUCCUAAAUGCAAUCAGAUAUUUAAUAUUACCAAAUAUAGUUAGAAUAAAUUUCAUCUGAAAAAGACAUUUGUGAAUAAAAAUUGGUAGAAUUGUAAACAAUAAUUAAUUAAUUUGUUUUAAAUGAAAAAUAAUAAAAUAUCACUUCCAAUUCAAAUGGAAAUGUAAUUUAUUAAAAAUAAUAUAACAAAUUAAAAUAAAUAGUACAAAUUUAAAAAAAAUAAAUUGAAUCUUAAUAAAAGACAAUCAUGAAUUAACAUUAUGAAAUUUAAAAUCUUUAAAAUUUACUUUAUUCUAUUGAAUAGGAUUGUUCAUCUUAAAAAAAUAGUAACAUAUUCUAUGAAAAAUUUUCCAUUUAAUAACCUAAUAUGUAUUUAUAAUUAAAUGAUUAAGUAGAUGUGAUAUUGGCUAAAAGGAAUCUAAUGAAAGAGAGCCUAUAGAUAAAAUAGGUUUAUAGCGUAUUUUGUUUAAAUAGCAGCAAGAUUCAAAUGUUGUUGUGGAGGAUACUUUUAGAAAUAUGUAAAAAGAAUAAGAACUAUUCACUUCUACUUAUGAUUAAUGA
Molecule: messenger RNA, 1517 nt
Organism: Paramecium pentaurelia
Lineage: Eukaryota; Ciliophora; Oligohymenophorea; Peniculida; Parameciidae
Source: the annotation of a GenBank genome assembly